Paramecium tetraurelia is the source of this 1471-nucleotide messenger RNA. RefSeq lists its product as uncharacterized. The record is from RefSeq and is a predicted model, not a curated record. NCBI's taxonomy places the organism in Eukaryota, Ciliophora, Oligohymenophorea, Peniculida, Parameciidae. Gene Ontology annotation, molecular function: calcium ion binding; ATP binding; calcium/calmodulin-dependent protein kinase activity. Gene Ontology annotation, biological process: protein autophosphorylation; peptidyl-serine phosphorylation; intracellular signal transduction. Gene Ontology annotation, cellular component: cytoplasm; nucleus. The transcript has 5 exons.
AGAUUUUUGAUAAUUUGUUUGUUUAUUAAUUGAUUUAUAGAUGGGUGCUUGUUAAUGCAAAUAGCAAUAAAAGGAAAUUGAGUGCGAUGAACAUCGCUAACCAUAUAAGGACAUCUAUGAAGGCACAUAAGGCAGCUUAAGUGAUUAUGAAUUGAUUCAGCCUCCUUUGGGAGAAGGAGCUUUUGGAGUGGUUUGGAAAGCAAAACAUAAAGCCAGCGGUUAAUUUAGAGCUAUAAAGCAAAUAAAUAGUAAACACUCUGAGGAAUAUCAAAAUAUUAUCAAUGAAGUUAACAUUUUGAAAUCGCUAGAUCAUCCAAAUAUUAUAAAGAUUUAUGACUUUUUUGAAACCAAUCAGAAAUUAUUCAUAAUAACAGAACUAUGUACAGGUGGAGAAUUAUAUGAUAAAUUGAUGGAGAUUCAUAAUUUUUCAGAAAUUGAUGCAGCAAAGAUCAUGAAACAAAUAUUACAGGCUUUAGCCUAUUGCCAUAAUUAGAGGAUAGUUCAUAGAGAUAUAAAGCCAGAGAACUUAUUGUAUGAGAGUGAUAAGAAGGAUAGUCAGUUAAAAGUUAUUGAUUUUGGCACAUCUAAAAGAACUACAGGAAAGAAUUUAAGAGAGAUUAUUGGAACAGCUUACUAUAUGGCACCCGAGAUGUUUACCGAAUAGUAUAAUGAGAAGUGUGAUAUUUGGUCAGCUGGAGUUGUCUUAUAUAUUUUGUUAUGUGGCAAGCCUCCCUUUGAUGGGAAUACUGAUGAUGAAAUCUUCGAAGCAAUAAAAAAGGGAACCUAUUCAUUAUCCUCAACUCAAUGGUUAAGUGUUUCACCAGAAGCUAAAUAAUUAAUCCGAAAGAUGCUUGAGUAUCAAUAAUCGAAAAGAUACUCAGCAUAAGAGUGUCUAAAUGAUCCUUGGAUACUCUAAUAUACAAAGGAAGAAGUGAAAGCCCCAGUCCUGGAAAGCGUCCUAACAAAUAUGAAGACAUUCAGAACUACUUAAAGAAUUCAAGAAGCAGCUUACAUGUACAUAAUAAAGCAAUUUACAACUAAAGAAGAGAAAGAAGAAUUACUAAAAACCUUUUAAAGUCUUGAUAAAAACUCUGAUGGGGUUUUGACAAAGAAAGAAUUACUAGAAGGUUAUAUGAAGAUAAUGCCUGAAUCAGAAGCAAUUUUAUAAGUUGAAUAGAUUAUGUAGUCAGUAGAUAAAAAUCAAUCUGGUAUUAUUGAUUAUUCAGAAUUUGUGAUGGCAACUAUUAAUAGAAAGACUGCCUUAACUUAAGAGCGAUUAGAAUAGGCUUUUAAAGUCAUAGAUAAAGAUAAUAGUGGAACAAUUACAAUCGAAGAGUUGAAGCAAAUGUUUUAAUCUGGAAAUAAACUUCCAUAAGAAACUUGGGAGUCUUUGAUGGCAGAAGUUGAUAAAAAUGGAGAUGGAUUGCUCUCUCUUAAAGAAUUUAAAGACAUGAUGCUCCGCUUAAUUUGA